UCGGAGGCGGCCCCUUUCCCCCGGUGUCAUGGCCGCCGCCUGUGUGAGGGGUGGUUUUCUGUUGAGGCGGAAGGCGACGGCCGGGCUGCCGAGGGUCGCGGCGGCUUCCCAGGCGGCGGGCGCUAUGGGGCCCUGGUGGAGGGCGCCCGUCGGCCUGUGGCCGGCGAGGCUGAGGAUGGCUAGAGGCCUGUGGAGCUCCGCGAAAGGCCCUAAAUCGCUGUCCGUGGACAUAGGGGGCAGGACAUUGAAAAUCUCUUCUGGAAAACUAGCCAGAUUUGCUGAUGGAUGUGCUGUAGUACAGCUAGGUGAUACAGCAGUGAUGGUGACAGCAGUUAGCAAAACAAAGCCUUCUGCAUCUCAGUUCAUGCCUUUGGUGGUUGAUUAUCGUCAAAAAGCUGCUGCAGCAGGAAGAAUUCCUACAAACUACUUGCGAAGAGAACUAGGUCUUACAGACAGAGAAAUUCUUACAAGCAGACUAAUAGAUAGAUCAAUUAGACCACUGUUUCCAGAAGGCUAUUAUUAUGAUACACAGAUCCUUUGUAAUCUUUUGGCUGUAGAUGGUGUCAAUGAUCCUGAAGUCCUAGCAAUCAAUGGAGCUUCCGCGGCUCUUGCUUUGUCUGAUAUUCCAUGGAAUGGUCCCAUUGGUGCUGUAAGAGUAGGACUGAUUGAUGGAGAACCUGUUAUUAAUCCUACUCGAAAGGAAAUGUCUUCCAGUACUUUAAAUUUGGUGGUUUCUGGAGCUCCUUCUAGCCAAAUAGUUAUGUUGGAAGCAUCAGCGGAAAACGUAUUGCAGCAAGAUUUCUGUCAUGCCAUCAAAGUCGGUGUGAAGCAUACACAGAAAAUAAUUCAAGCCAUACAACAGCUGACAAGAGAGCAAAAGGUUACAAAGAGAACGGUCCAGAAAUUAUUCACUGCUCCUGAGGAGAUUGUGGAAUAUACCAAGAACCUUGCAUCAGAAAAGAUCACUGCAGUGUUUUCAGACGUCACUCAUGAAAAAAUUUCCAGAGAUGAAAUGAUUAACAAAAUCAGACUUGAAACAGAAGAACAGUUGAGAGAGAAGUUCCCAAGUGCCGAGCCUUAUGAGAUCAUAGAAUCAUUUAAUGUUGUUUGCAAGGAAAUCUUUAGAAAUCUAACUCUGAAAGAUUAUAGAAGGUGUGAUGGCAGAGACUUGACGUCACUCCGAGAUAUAUCCUGUGAAAUAGACCUGUUCAAAACCCUUCAUGGAUCAGCAUUAUUUCAGAGAGGUCAAACCCAGGUUCUCUGUACAGUUACAUUUGAUUCAUUGGAAUCAGGUGUGAAGUCUGAUCUCAUUACAACCGCCAUAAGCGGAAUAAAAGAAAAGAACUUCAUGCUCCAUUAUGAGUUUCCUCCUUAUGCAACUAACGAGACGGGCAAAAUUUCAGGUGUAAAUAGAAGAGAGCUUGGCCAUGGUGCACUUGCAGAAAAGGCUUUGAAGCCAGUGAUUCCCAAUGAUUUUCCUUUUACGAUAAGGGUUACUUCAGAAGUUCUGGAAUCAAAUGGAUCAUCAUCAAUGGCCUCUGCUUGUGGUGGGAGUUUAGCACUGAUGGAUGCAGGUGUUCCAAUAUCGUCUGCUGUAGCUGGUGUGGCUAUAGGUUUAAUUACUAGGCCUAGUUCUGAGAACAAUGGAGAUAUAGAAGAUUAUCGUUUGCUAACAGAUAUUCUGGGAAUAGAAGAUUAUUAUGGUGACAUGGACUUCAAAAUGGCUGGAACAAAUAAAGGAAUAACUGCUCUACAGGCUGACAUCAAGAUACCAGGAAUACCCCUCAAAAUUGUGAUGGAAGCUGUUCAGCAAGCCACAGUGGCAAAGAAAGAGAUCUUGCAAAUCAUGAACAAAACGAUUGCUAAUCCCAGAGCGAAGAGAAAGGAAAAUGGACCGCUCGUCGAAACUGUUCAGGUACCUUUAUCGAAAAGGGCAAGAUUCAUGGGCCCUGGAGGAUAUAAUUUAAAGAAACUUCAGGCUGAAACUGGAGUAACUGUGACCCAAAUAGACGAAGAAACUUUUUCUGUAUUUGCUCCGAUACCAGCUGCUAUGCACGAAGCACAAGAAUUUAUUACUGAAAUCUGCAAAGAUGACCAAGAUUACAAGUUGGAAUUUGGAGCUAUUUAUACAGCCACGAUUACUGAACUGAGAGAUUCUGGUGUAAUGGUAGAAUUGUAUCCAAAUAUGACUCCUGUUUUACUUCACAACUCCCAACUGGAUCAAAGAAAGAUCAAGCAUCCUAGCGCUCUUGGGUUGGAAGUUGGUCAAGAAAUUCAGGUGAAAUAUUUUGGACGAGAUCCAGCUGAUGGCAGAAUGAGACUUUCACGGAAAGUGCUUCAGGCUCCAGCUACAUCUGUUGCUAAAACGUUAACUGACAGGAACAGUAUAGUAAUGGGAAGUGCAAUUCCAGAAUCUGCUUAUUCAUCUUCUUCUUCAUCAUCAUCAUCAUCAUAGCAGUUUAUAAAAGCAUAGGAUUGCUGUUGGACUUAAUCAGAACUGUGGACUUUGUAAAGAGACUGAGUAACUGUUGUGGAAGCAUAGAUUCUGAUCAUGCAGGUUUGUAUACACUAUAGACACAUUUCAAAUUUUGUAUAAUUAUAACUGAGGAUGUUAGUUACUUCUCAGUUAUGUUUUUUUCUCUCCUGUGAAGUUUUUCCUUUCAUAUGUCCAUAAUAUGUCAAUAAUAGCACCAUUAUAAAUCAGGGGAAAUUUUGAUAGAUAUUUCAAAGUAUUUGGAAUGGUUGCUUCUAGAAUACAGUAUAUACAAAAAGAACAGUGUGCCUGAUUAAUUUAUUGCUAAGAGGUGUUUCAAAGACAUACACACAUACUCCCCAUUUUCUUCUGUAUGUUGAUCUGCUUGCAAGAAUGCUAAAAAAACAAGACGAAAAACUCUUACACAAAAAACUUUUUAGGGAUGAGAUCAGGAAAUGUACCCUGAAAUGUUUUGGAAUGUACAGUGAGAAACCCUUUUAGGACAAUUUUAAGUCUGUCUUUUCUGUUAAAAACUAAUGGGGGAGAGAUUCUGAGAGUUGCAAAGUUGGGUCAACUGUGUGACAUGACUUGCAAAUAAACUUUUUAACAAAA
Messenger RNA from Pogona vitticeps (central bearded dragon), 3085 nucleotides. It is a transcript of the gene PNPT1, whose product is annotated as polyribonucleotide nucleotidyltransferase 1. Gene Ontology annotation, molecular function: 3'-5'-RNA exonuclease activity; RNA binding; polyribonucleotide nucleotidyltransferase activity. Gene Ontology annotation, cellular component: mitochondrion; cytosol. The record is from RefSeq and is a predicted model, not a curated record. NCBI's taxonomy places the organism in Eukaryota, Metazoa, Chordata, Lepidosauria, Squamata, Agamidae. Gene Ontology annotation, biological process: mitochondrial mRNA catabolic process; mitochondrial RNA 3'-end processing.